Messenger RNA from Aspergillus oryzae RIB40, 2196 nucleotides. RefSeq lists its product as uncharacterized. Bases 1 to 2196 code for a protein of 731 amino acids. The record is from RefSeq and is a predicted model, not a curated record. NCBI's taxonomy places the organism in Eukaryota, Fungi, Ascomycota, Eurotiomycetes, Eurotiales, Aspergillaceae. The transcript has 3 exons.
AUGGAGGAUAUCGUGGAGCUGCUCAAACAGCCACUCGCGUUCACCUCCGUAACGCUAGGGAAGAAAGCACAGCAACCGGACGUCGACCGACUACAUAAGACACACGCUCAGAUUAUUCAGGAAUAUCGGAAGAUGGAGCCUGGCUUGGCUUUUCUGCCAUUGGAUUUCUCAGUGGGCCGCUGGGGUCCCGAGGAGGUCGCUUCCUUCAAGGAGCCGAUGCGGCAGGUCGUGGCGGCCAUUCUUCUUUUGCUUGAAUUCCACAUCGGUCGGAUUCAUGGUGAAGUACGCACUGAAGACAUCCUUCGCGAACAUGCCGAGCAGACAAAGAACGGGGAUAUCACGGACGAAAAGCAGCCCCGUAAGGUUGGAGCCCAACAGCUGUCCCAACUCGUGGAGCUGCUAGAAGGGUUGCGCAGCUCAGGUAACCAGCAGCUGCCCCAGGAGAUCGUGGAUGAACUGGUCCACACGAGCGCAAUGGCGAUCGACGCAUGUCUCGAGGGAUUAACUGCGACCAGGGAGUGCAUCCAUAUGGUCAAUUGCCGACGAUGGGUGAGGCGAGCGCCCCCCACAGAACGCGAGGAUCUGUACCAGCGAAGUCGGACAGCACUCGAGAAUCUCCGCAAGGCUCACAGCGGCUUUCUUCGCGACAUGACCGAGCUCUUGAUCGGUCAUUUUGCACCUACAACAAAUGGUGAAUCCCGUGACCAGCGCAAGAUAGGGGCCCUCGUGGUUGGGAUGGUCUUCGAAGAACACGUCUGCAUUACAAUCACUCGCACACAGGCCCUCCUUGAUCGCGUAUCGACUGCUUUCCACGACUCGAAAGGAACCAAGCUAUGGUGGCCAACUAGUCUUCGAUACGCCGCCUCCUGGGCAUUUCGGAAGAAAGCGAAGGCACCAACAACAACGACGGUCGUGGAAGACGAUCCGGACGAGGCAGAGGACCUGACCAAGGCGGCUCAAGAAAAGCUCCGGAUCAGUCGUGGAUAUCGACCUAAGAACCGCAGCCCCUUGGGACGAGCCAUCCUAGGAACAUAUCACUGGUUUACUUCGAACGAGGGCCUCUUCGCCUUACGCAUGGUCGUUGUUACAAUCGCCCUCGGUAUCCCCGGUGUCAUCCCUCAUACCGCUGGGUUCUACUAUCGGGAGAAAGGCCUUUGGGGGUUGAUCAUGGCUCAGACCGGUUUGCUUGUCUACAUGUCUGAGUUUACCUUCUCGACUCUCGGCCGACUGGUCGGGACAGUUGCUGGAGGUGUUUUAGGGCUUUUGGCAUGGUAUAUCGGAUCGGCCAAUGGCCCUGGCAAUCCCUAUGGACUAUCGGCUGUUAUGGCCGUGAUGCUUGCAAUUCUGAUGUGGAUCCGAUUGUAUCUCCCUCCGAAUUUGGUGCAAGGAGGAAUUAUGGGCGGUGCCACUUUUAUGCUGGUAGUGGCAUAUAGCUACGAUGAUACACACAUUCCAUCGUACGGUAACCCUGGAGUCGGCUAUACGGUGUUUUGGCGUCGGCUACUUCUCGUGCUCAUCGGCGUUGGCGCCGCGACUAUUGUCCAGUUGUUUCCCCGUCCGCCAUCAGCCGCGCGGCAUAUCUGCAAGACCCUAUCCCACACCGUACGAACUCUGUCCGACCACUACGCAUUGCUGUUGUCGUGCUGGGGACGCUCCCGCCACGAUGGGCGCGUACUCGCCGAGCCCAUCUCCCUUCAGUUGACUGAAGGCUUGGUGAUGCUCGACGGCCCCAUCGACAUGCUACGAUUCGAUUUCUCUAGUUCCCGCUUUGACAGCGAAAGUCUGGGCCGCGUGAAGCGCCUCUGUCAUAUCAUGAACCGUACUCUGGGGCAGCUUUUGCUGUUGUCCGGCACCCUCCCGAACGAGUUUCAACAUCGACUGGCGCAACAAACCGCCCUGUUGGAUCACCAAUGCAUCGGCGAGAUCAUGGCUGUCCUGGGGAUGUGCGAACAGGCACUGAAGACUGGCGAUGCGUUGCCUGAGAUUCUUCCCACACCACUUGUCCGCCGGGCCUUUGACUACUGGCAGUCUCAUCCGGCGGAGAUUGACUUCUCUCCUGAAACCGUGAGAGAUGAGAAUUACCGUCGUUUCUGCGUGGCCUUGAGCGCGUAUCUUAAAUUCUUGGGCACAAUCGAUGAGUUAGUGUUGGUUAUUAAAGGGGUCUUGGACUAUACAGGCUCUCGAGUGAGAGUAUAA